UUCCUGAAAACGAGAUAACUGAAGCUCAGCGAUUAACUGGAUUAAACAGUAAUUAACCUGUCAAAACUUUCUGCAGUAACUUUCCCCACUUCACCCUCUGUGUGGGAACUCUAAAGGCACAGUAAAUCAAUCGACUGGUCAAUGUACUAGAGAGGUCCCUUCUUGACAGAAGGUGUAUGCAAUUGGUUAACAAAAGCCUUGGUUUGAUAGGCGGGGGGUUGUAUUGGGGAUCAUCAACCUUUGCUCAGUGACACACGCAACUUGCUGAGAGAGAAAGAGUGAGCAAGCACGAGAAGGAGAGAGAGAGAGAGAAUUGCCUGUUGAUAACGUGAAAGGUUUCAAGAGCAGCUGUGGGAUUUCAAGUGGAAUACUGCAUACCUAAAAGAGGACAUCAGUUGAGCAACUGCUUACUGCUAUCGGUGAUGAUACCAACACCAUACAGAGUAACAUUUGAUAACCACCUGCAAUGGAGAUGGGCACAAAAUAGAGUAAUCUAACAAGGACGCAACUGAGAGGAAAAGCUUUUUUUCAAAAUGAAGCUUAGUAACACACAGUUUAUCACCAGAGGCCUGAUUGCGUUCGUGAUCACCUCGGGAAUAAUUGCCUUGAUCCUGAGUCUGGUCGGAAUUCAAGAGGUGCAGCUCCCUCCUGGAAGAAAGUAUGGAAUGGUGUUUGACGCAGGAUCAACACACACCUCGAUAUUUCUUUACCACUGGCCGGCAGAUGAACAGAACGGAACUGGAAUUGUCAGUCAACUACACCACUGUGAAGUAAACGGUCCUGGCAUUUCGGGUUAUGCCGAGAAUCCACCAAAGGCUGGAGAGUCGCUGAGACCCUGCUUGGACAAUGUCUCAUCUUACAUUCCAGUCGAGAGUCAGAAGGAAACGAUUAUAUAUUUGGGAGCAACAGCUGGCAUGCGUUUACUCAAGAUUCAGAAUGAGACAAAAUCUGACAUGAUUCUUGAAGAAGUUUCGAAAACAAUCAAAUCCUAUCCGUUUAAAUUCCAAGGAGCCAGGAUCAUAUCUGGGAUGGAAGAGGGAGCAUAUGGAUGGACAACUAUCAACUAUCUCCUGAACUCAUUUAUCAAGUAUUCUUUUGAUGGUAAAUGGACACACCCGGAGUCUGCUAACAUCCACGGAGCCCUGGACCUGGGGGGAGCUUCCACUCAAAUAACCUUCACUCCAAAAGAAUCCAUUGAAGACAAGACCACAGACGUCAGAUUUAAACUUUACGGCUACAACUACAUCAUCUACACCCAUAGCUACCUCUGCUACGGCCAGCAGCAUUUCAAGAAGAAGCACAUUGCAAUGCAGCUGCAGGGGAAGAACUUGACAGAUCUCAUUGAGAUCCCCUGUUACCUGAAGGGAUUCAAGUCCAACAUGACUCUGGAUUCCAUCUUUGACAGUCCUUGUACUUCAGAUCAGAAACCCUUACCUUAUGACGGAACCCAAAUUAUAGCUCUCGUUGGAACAGGAAAACCAGGAGAGUGUCGCGAAGCAGUGAAAACGCUCUUCAACUUUACUGCAUGUGGGGGAAGCCAGACGUGUGCGUUUGAUGGAGUCUAUCAGCCGCCAAUAAACGGGCCAUUCUUUGCCUUCUCUGCAUUUUUUUACACCUUCGAUUUUUUUAAUUUAACCUCAGGAAACCCUUCGCUGAGCACUGUAAAUAAAACCAUCAAAGAAUUCUGCUCUCGAGAGUGGCAAGAGGUCAAGGCAAGCUACCCAAAGCAAAAGGUUAAAUAUCUGCAGAAUUACUGUCUCUCUGCAACCCAAAUCUAUACCUUGCUGGUUGAUGCCUAUAAUUUUGACUCCAGGACAUGGAACAAUAUCAUCUUUCAACAGAAGGCUGAUAACACUGAAAUCGGCUGGACCCUGGGCUACAUGCUGAACCUCACCAACAUCAUCCCAUCAGAAAUUGCAACGAUAUUAAGUGGUCAGCCGAAGCCACUGUGGUCCGCCUCAGUGUUCUUCAUUGGGUUAACAGUGGCUAUGGCCUUGGCCAUGGCAGGUCUGCUGCUCUUGCGCCGUGGCAAGUCAGCAGUCUGAGGUAAAGGCCAAAGCCAAGGCUUCCACUCACAAACACCAGCAUUUUUUACAUGUUGUUUUCCUACUUUUAUGAAUAUUUUCUGUUGCUAUCUUCCCGCCUGUGGGUAUAACAAGCGUAAUUGUUGGCAUUCACUCGACGCCGUCCGUAACUGCUCAUUGUUUGUGAAUUGCCAUCUGUGUUGGCUUGAACCUGCUCGUUAUAGAAUCUUAAUUUGUGAUGUUUUUGAAGAAAUAUUGGCGGGUGGGGUGGGGGGACAAGGUUGGAGGAUAUGAAAUGAUUAUCAUGAUGAACAC
Molecule: messenger RNA, 2339 nt
Organism: Callorhinchus milii (elephant shark)
Lineage: Eukaryota; Metazoa; Chordata; Chondrichthyes; Chimaeriformes; Callorhinchidae
Product: ectonucleoside triphosphate diphosphohydrolase 8
Exons: 11
Coding region: 534-2045 (503 amino acids)
Biological process (GO): nucleoside diphosphate catabolic process
Cellular component (GO): plasma membrane
Molecular function (GO): GDP phosphatase activity; UDP phosphatase activity
Source: RefSeq, a predicted model, not a curated record